AUGUCGUUUUAUAACAAAUCCUGGGUGUUUUUUGUAUUAAACAAUUGUGACCAGGGUCUUGAGCAGAAUGGUGGGUCACAUUGGAGCCUACUGCUCCUUGAUAACACAACACGAACAGCAGUACACUACGACUCGGUGCGCGGCCUGAACGAGCGGCAUGCUGCAGCGUUGCUUGUCAACCUUGGAUUAGAUAGUGUUCCAAUAAGUGAGGGGCAGACUUUUCAGCAGACAGAGUCUUUUGAAUGUGGUGUUCACGUUCUUGUUAACGCUCGGCUGUUGCUCGGUCAGGUGUGCGACCGAUUCGCAUUGACUCACAACACACUGCAUCUCACUGACACCUCUGAGACACAUGGUAGUACUAAUGCCACUCUUGUACCAAGUUCUCAAAGUAGUAAUAAUUCUAGGUCAAAUUUGGCAAAUGAUAAAGUGUGGAAAGUUGUGAAAGGUAAAAAAUGUGCCAGGCAAAACUUAAAUCCGGAAUAA
This is a messenger RNA of Homalodisca vitripennis (glassy-winged sharpshooter), 483 nucleotides long. RefSeq names its product sentrin-specific protease 8-like. Gene Ontology annotation, molecular function: deNEDDylase activity; cysteine-type peptidase activity. The record is from RefSeq and is a predicted model, not a curated record. Lineage: Eukaryota; Metazoa; Arthropoda; Insecta; Hemiptera; Cicadellidae. The transcript has a single exon. Gene Ontology annotation, biological process: proteolysis. Bases 1 to 483 code for a protein of 160 amino acids.